Plodia interpunctella (Indianmeal moth) is the source of this 3252-nucleotide messenger RNA. Its product is annotated as gamma-interferon-inducible lysosomal thiol reductase-like. NCBI's taxonomy places the organism in Eukaryota, Metazoa, Arthropoda, Insecta, Lepidoptera, Pyralidae. The transcript has 4 exons. Gene Ontology annotation, molecular function: oxidoreductase activity, acting on a sulfur group of donors, disulfide as acceptor. The record is from RefSeq and is a predicted model, not a curated record. The coding region runs from base 263 to 964 and encodes 233 amino acids.
CAGUAGUGUCAGUUUCUGGACCGUCAUUCAGUAAGUCGAUCGAAUGUUAUUAAAAUUGAUUUUUGAGAGAUUUUAUUCAGAUUUGUUUAUUGUAAUUUAUAUAAUUAAGCCAUAUUGAGCAAAGUACACAUUCAAAAAGUUGAAAAUAGAUUUCAUUGGUAAUUAAUGUAGUAACACAAGUAUAAUAAAUACAAAUGCUUAUAUGACAAUUUUGAACUUUAAAAAGAUAAUAAUAGAAGGCAUUGGGGAUUUGUGAAUUAAAAUGCCUUUUUAUUCUUGUAAUCGGUAUAGAAUUAUUGUCUUAGUACUCCUGGCGUUGAUUAUGUGGCAGUUUUUCCGUUUGUUACCUCAGAAGGCAGUGGAUUUAUCUGAGAUUGAUAUAGAAAAGCUAGAAGAUGAUAAAUAUAAUAAGCACAAACAAGACAAGGUAAAAGUAAGAGUUUAUUAUGAAGCACUGUGCCCUGAUUCUAAACAUUUCUUUAUUCGUCAUUUGAGGCCUGUGACUGAGAAACUUUCUGAAUUCUUGGAUAUUGCAUUGGUUCCUUAUGGCAAAGCUACAACUAAAGAACAAAAAGGCCAGUAUAUUUUCCAAUGCCAACAUGGAGAGGAGGAGUGCUAUGCAAACAAAAUUCAUGCAUGUGCCAUUGAGGCUGCGGGCAACAUGACCACUGCUGUUCAGAUAACAGAGUGUAUGAUAUUUGAUAAUAUGGAUGCUGAUGCUGCAUUAGCCAGAUGUGCAAGUCAAUACAAACUUGAUCCAGAUCCUAUCAGUGAUUGUGCUACCAAUGAAGUUGGAUCAGCAUUGUUGAAAAAACAUGGAGAUGACACCCACACCAUAAAACCCACAUUCAUACCAACCAUUACAUUAAAUGGAUCAAAAGAUAAUCAAAAGGCUAUACUUAAAAACUUUCUUCUGGAAGUAUGUAAGCUGAUUGAUAUGCCUUUACCUCCUGCUUGCUUGUGACAAAUUCUGAUUGGGGAUAUCAAUGAGCAUGCAAACAUUUUGUAAAAACAUACCUAAGUACAUAAUAACAAUUGAGAUAAGUGAAUAAUAGAGUCACAAAUUAUAAAUAUUUGUUCCAAUCACUCAAAAUUUCCUAUAUUUUGCUCAUAUAAGUAUCAACUUACUACACAAUGGACAGUAUGAGAAGAGAAGAUUUCUAAGACAUCUUGCAUUGGACAUGGUAAGGAGUGAGUAUGGAUGAUAAUAAAAAAUUACUUUUUUCCUCAUAUAAGUAUCAACUUACUGCAUGAGGUACGAUAAGAGAAAAUAGUUCGAAAAUAUGUCUUGUGCUGAUCUGAAGUGGACAUGGUUAGGAAGGAGUAUGAUGAUAAUAAAAAUUGAAUUAUUUGCAAUUUUACUUUAUAAAAAAAACAAUGUUUUAUUCAACUAGUAAUUCUAAAAGUACAUCCUUUGUACAUAUUUAUGUUAAGAUUAUUAUAUAGUAGAAAUUAGUUUAACUGCAACUGUCUGUGAGUAAAUAAAAUGUUAAAUGAAGUCACAAACAUUUAUGUCUGAAAUAUAGUUUUACUUUAAAAUUACAUAACUGUGAAAUCAAAUUCUAAAGUAAAUCAUUAUACCAUUUAAAAUAGGUAUGUAUGUACAUAUACAUUUAUCCGAUUUGUGUAAAAUAAAUUGAUUUAUAUACUGAUAUAUUAUUUUUUGUCAUCAUUUAUAGAUACAUUAAACUAAGCAUGUAAGCAUGUUAGAAAUGCAAUACACGUUGUGUAUUAUGUUUAUUUUAAAUUAGUUUAUACUUGCAUUUUUUACUGAUUCAUGAAUUUAAUGAGAUACUAUUUUUAAAAAAUGUCAGAAUGUUUACACAAAUAUUUUAAGUAUCUACAUUUUUUAUCUUUAUAUCACCUAGCAUUGCUUAGAAAUUGUAAAAAAUAGGGCUGUUAGAUAAAUGCUUUGAUGAAAAGAGGGGAAUAAUUCUGAAACGGAAGAUUUUCUGCAAAAUAAGAUUUAUGUACAUUUCAACGAGUUAUGUUACAUAGCAUUUACUUUAAUUAUAUUUAGAGGAGUUUGCUGUAUUGCGUUAAAAGUUCGUAUUUUUUUAAAUAAUUAUUUUAUUUUGGUGUUUAUAGGACAUGGUUUUUGGAUACUUCUGGCAACCCUACUAAAAAGACUUGACGAACAUUAUUUUGGUUGUGUUUAUAUGAUAAAGAUUUCUACGCAUUUGAUGUUGACUAUUGUUAUGAAUAUUAAAUAUAACUACAGUAUUAUUGAUUGGCUUGGCACUGUGUAUACUAUUAAGAAAAAUGCCACAUUGCCGCAUAGACUAAACGUAUUUUAAUAUAAUUAACUAGGUGGUAAUUUAUUAUAGUGUGAAUUUUGUAUUCCUAGACUAAUAUAAAUAUACGACGCGCACAAAAUAAAAGUUAAUUUCAUUUAUUCUAUUUAUUCUAACUGAAACUAAUUAUUUGCAUAUACAAUAUUUUAUACAUAUUGUUUCACAUACACUUUUAUGCAAAUAAAUAUUUUGAGUUUUGAGUAUUAUUAUCUAGCAUGUAUGUAUAAUACACUCUUUAAAUAUAAUUAUGUGGUAGAGAGAUAUACAGAUGUAAACGAUUUUUGUAAAUUCAUAUUGAUAACAAAUUGAAAUGUUAUGCUUGUUGUCUGAAUUUAAUGUGCUCACAUAAUAUUUAUCUUGUAAUUAUGUAGGUAUGUUUACAAAAUGUUGUCGUUUUUAAAAUCAUUGAUUAUAAUUUUAAAGUUGAGAUAUUCAUAAAUUAAAGGUGCCGUGAGUUAACAGCAUUACCUAUCUACAUUCAUAUUUUAUUAUUGUAUGCUGUUAUUUCGCCAAUUACUAAUUUUAAUAAAAAAUAAUUUUAUAACAUCGUCUACUACCUAUAGUCCUUAGGUGCGACAAAAGUUUUGUAAAUGUACACGCCAAUUUUUUUUCUUUUUCAUAGUUAGUUCGAACAAUCUAUGUAACGCGACAUUUAGGUUUCGACAAUCUGGAUAGAUUCCGCUCGCUCUCAUUAUAUGCGAACCGUUUAUGAACCACGAUUUCACUUGUGGCUUGAUUUUUUUGACGUAUUUAAUGUUUUAUGUCAUAGCGUCAUUAUAGUCGAAUGUUUUAAAAAAAUGGACUACACCACAUAUCUAAAAAUAAAAUGGCUUCAUUGUAUGUGACAAAUUGUAACGGAAACUUUAAGUUACCAUGCUUUUUAAAACGAAAUAUGAUCCGAGUUAUACAAUUUUACAACCAUAUUUGUGUUUAGAUAAUUAUAUAUUUGGAUUCCUAA